Molecule: messenger RNA, 3745 nt
Organism: Leucoraja erinaceus (little skate)
Lineage: Eukaryota; Metazoa; Chordata; Chondrichthyes; Rajiformes; Rajidae
Product: protein WWC2-like
Biological process (GO): cell migration; regulation of hippo signaling; negative regulation of organ growth
Cellular component (GO): cytoplasm
Molecular function (GO): molecular adaptor activity; kinase binding
Source: RefSeq, a predicted model, not a curated record
UUUCAAUCUCGCCCCCACGUUUAUCUUCCCCUGGCUUUUAAUCGGUUUCUUUGUCUCUUCUGCUGCAGAAUCGAUCGGAAGAUGUCAGGAGUGCAGAAUGGUUACCAACUAACAGAAGCCAAGGCCAUCAUGAGUCGGCUAAAAACUAUCAAGAAGGACAUUAGUACGGGCGAGAAAGAGAAACAAGAUCUGAUGCAGAGUCUCGCUAAACUGAGGAGUAGAUUCCAGUCCAACCAACACGUGGGAAGCUCAGAGUCGGACCUGCAGUCUAAUCCGAGCAGUUCCCAUCUCUCCAUACCCAGGCGCUGCCUCGAUGCCGGCUCACAAACCAAUAUCAUUGGAGACUUUGGACCAAAAAGCCAGGCCAACUUGGCAGAGAGUGUCAGACUGAGUCUUCAAUAUGAAGAAGCAAAGAGAAGAAUAGCGAAUAUAAAGAUCGAGCUGUCGAGGCUGGACUCGGAGGCGUGGCCAGGGCUACUGGACGUUGAGCGAGACAAGUUGAUGUUGAUGAACGAGAAGGAGGAGCUGCUGAAGGAGCUGGAGUUCGUGACGCUACGCAACUGCCCCAGCGAGGAGUGCGAGCGGCUGGAGCAGCGCAGGAGGCGGCUGGAGGGGGAACUGCACUCCGCUCCCUGCACCAGCACACACGCACUGGCCCAGAGGUUAAAGUUACAAGAGAAGAGAAAGUGUCUGGUGCAACAGCUGGAGGAGGUGACCCAACUAACCUUGUUCCUGCACUCACAGCUCAAGAGCCUUUCUGCGAGCACGUUGAGCUUGUCUUCGGGGAGUAGCCUGGGAUCGCUGGCCUCGAGCCGCGGCUCGCUCAACACCUCCAGCAGAGGUUCUUCCCUCAACUCGCUGAGUUCCGCCGAGCUGUACGGCAGCCUCUCGGACCAGCCGGCGCUGGACCCGGACACCCAGUACAAGCUGGACUUCAUGCUGCAGGAGAAGGCGACCUACAACCCCUCCGCCAUCGCCACCAUCCACGAGCACGAGGUGGCACGGGGACCGGGCGCGUCGAGCCCCCCCUUGAGUUCCAGGUCCUCGCUCUGCUCCCUGUCGCCCCCCGGCUCGCCACUGGUCUCGGACGUGGCCUUCCUGCCACCGGCGCAAGACUCGCCGCUCCACCGGCCGACGGGGGUCUCCGAGGAGCGCCGAGCGGCCUGGGACUUUGCCUUUCUCGAACCCUACGGUGACGGCAGUGGAGAUGGGGAGAGCCAAGCGUUGGUGGGACCAGGGAAAGUCAGCCAUAACCUGGACCCUGGCAUCCAGGGCAGUGGUGGCCAGAGCAGUGAUGAACCGGAGCAACCUCUCACCACGCCAAACAAUGGCAGCGCAGGUAUUGACUUGGUGCGGAGUGCGGGGGGAGAAUUACUUGAAGAGAAAGUGCCCUGUGUUUCAGCUGCCGUCUCUGAUGAGUCCGUUGCUGGAGACAGUGGCGUUUACGAGGCCUCGAUCAAAAGGCCAAGUGAAACAGAAGAUGCUAUUUAUGAUGAUGAUGAGACUUCUCCAUUGGAAGCAGUUCAAAUCCAGAUUGGAUUGAAGUAUGAUCCCAACCAUGGAAGCUUCAUCAUAAUUCUGAUACAACUGAGGAAUCUGACUGCUUUGCUUCUGCCUACUGGGUGUAAAGUGUACGUCAGAGCAGCGCUGCUCCCCAGCCCGAGCGACUCCAGCAGCCUGUUUCGCACCAAGGUCCAGAGUGUCGCCCGGACUCUGGUCCUCAGGGAGGUGUUCAGGGUGGACAUCGCCCGGGCCGCUCUGCGCCAGAAGACGCUGCGAGUGGACGUGUGCACCGUGGGCGAGGCGCGGUUGGACGACUGUCUGGCCGCCACCCAGAUCAGCCUGGCCGACCACGGCAGCGGAGGGGAUAUGUCCACGUGCUGGUACAACAUGCUGCUCUACAAGAACGUGGACAUUCAACACAGCUGCAGCAAGGCACAGAGAAGGGGUACCUCCCUCGCGUCACAGCCUUGCCGCACUCUGGACAAGGAUGCAGUGUCUGUCCUGCUGGAGAGAAUGUCUGUGGAGCUCCUGGCAGUGGAGAAGGAGUUGGUGACACCGGACAGAGGGCUGCGGUUGCUGGGGGCAGACAGGACUGGAGUUGGGGAGGAAGGAGGUGGCAGUGGUGUGGAGGUGGAGGUGGAGGUGGAGGUGGAGGUGGAGGUGGAGGUGGAGGAGCGAGCGGCUGCAACUCAGGAACCAUCUCAGAGAGAGAGUGAUAAAGACAGACCAGGCGAGAGGGAGCCCAGCACAACACCGCCCAUACUGGUGGACAAGGAGAUGAACACGGAUGAAUCUACGGUGGAGUAUGUGUCUGUCCGUACCAAGGAGAGGGCCAGCCUGGGCCAGCGGCACAACAACUUUGUGAGGAGCAGCAUGAUCGUGAGAUCACAGACCUUUUCCCCAGGGGAAAGAAACCAGUAUAUCUGCAGGUUGAACCGCAGUGACAGCGACAGCUCCACGUUAGCCAGAAGAUCGCCGUUCGUGCGUAACGCCAAGGAGCGACGAAGUUUGAGAGUUAAAAGGCCUCUAUGCCAGCCACUGGUGAGAAGGAUGGCUGAGCCUCCGGUUCACACUUCCCUGGACUUGGAGCUGGAUCUCCAAGCCUCACUGACGCGGCAGUGCCGGCUCAACGAUGAACUCCGGCGCCUCAGGGAGCUGAAGGCCCGGUUGGAGGAGGUGAAAGCGAAGGGAGAGACCCGGCUCCCCGCCUGGGCGGUGGAGGACGGAAGGUUCCAGAAGCUGCUGAAACAAGCAGAAAAACAGGCCGGCCAGAGCAAAGAGGACCAGAGGAAAGAGUGGAGGACUGAGAAGAUGAUGAGGCAAGCAUCGAAGGAGGUGUGCAGACUCCGUGAACAGAGCCACAAGGAGCUGCAGCAAGUCCACACGUUCAGGGAGAAGAUGGCGUUCUUCACGAGAGCAAAGAUCAGCGUUCCCUCACUACCUGCUGAUGAUGUCUGAUAUUGUUCAGAUUACCAAGUGUUUUUCAACAUUUUAGCGGAUUUUGAUAGCUGGCUAAAAGUCUUUCCCACCAUUCUAAUAUUAUAGAUGUAAAACAUUUGUAAAUUAAUUGCAAUUGAAUACCUAUGUAAGUAAAAAGAGAAGGGGGGGUUUUUUGUCUUAAUAAAAAAAACAAGGUACAUGUCCACCACUAAUAUUCUGGCCAAAGACACUUGAGGAGCUCCUCUAAGUAUCUUUGAUUCUGGCUAUUGGAGUUCCGUCAUCACCUUUAAUCCGGACAAAAUUACGAGAGAGCGCUUGAAAUCCCCCCCCCCCUUCCCCUCGCCUGGAAGUCUCCCCGAAAAUGUGUCGCCUAGGCCGGGUGAGGCGGCCAAUCUCGACCUCAUCGGGACUUCCGCUGCCGAUCAGCGGGUGGAAUCUGCCCCCUGCAGCCGGGGCUCUGGAACUCCGGCCCGGCAGGAGCUGGCAGAUCUGUUCCCAUAGCCGACUUCCGAAGCCGACUUUGCGGUGCCGGUAUCUCUGCCCCCCCGGGCUCCUCUCGGAGGCAGUGACCUCUGUUGGUCCGGCAACACAAAUCAUCCAGAAAGACUCCGUGACCAAGGGUGCCGGAAAAUCAGUGGUGGACCUGUCACAUAAUUCUGAAGCGUUCGUGCUAAUUUUGUACAGUUUGUGUGUGAUUUCUGGAGUGCUUCUGUUUUGUAAAGAAAGGAAUGAGAAUGGAGACAGUUUGGGAAAAAAAUGUAUUCUGUUGAACAGCACUACAUUUUAGAAGAGAAAUCCCCCC